Trichophyton verrucosum HKI 0517 is the source of this 375-nucleotide messenger RNA. RefSeq names its product 26S proteasome non-ATPase regulatory subunit Nas2, putative. The record is from RefSeq and is a predicted model, not a curated record. Lineage: Eukaryota; Fungi; Ascomycota; Eurotiomycetes; Onygenales; Arthrodermataceae. Gene Ontology annotation, biological process: proteasome regulatory particle assembly. Gene Ontology annotation, cellular component: nucleus; cytoplasm. Gene Ontology annotation, molecular function: protein binding. Bases 1 to 375 code for a protein of 124 amino acids. The transcript has a single exon.
AUGUUGAAAGUUGAAGAUGGUUUAGCUGCGUAUUUUGCUAGCACAAAAGAUAAAGACGGGAAUAUUUCCGCUACUCCGUCUAUCCGCCCCUCAGCAACAUCUCGAAAUGUAGAGGGAGUUCCUACAGCCCAGGUGGACACCCUCGACAUGCCAUUUGCCAAGGUCAACAGUGUGGCGGACGGGAGUCCUGCAGCCAAAGCUGGCCUGAAGGCUGGAGACAAGGUCUGCAACUUUGGUAACAUAACCUGGGCUAACCAUGAAAACCUGACGAAGAUUGCAGCGGUUGUUACAAAUAACGUAGAGGUAGAUGCCCCCUGGAUUUGCAAAAAGCUUAUUUACUCUAGCUUCAUUUUCGCUGACACUUAUUUGGUGUGA